Messenger RNA from Wasmannia auropunctata (little fire ant), 3783 nucleotides. It is a transcript of the gene Ppa, whose product is annotated as F-box/LRR-repeat protein 14. Gene Ontology annotation, biological process: SCF-dependent proteasomal ubiquitin-dependent protein catabolic process. The record is from RefSeq and is a predicted model, not a curated record. Lineage: Eukaryota; Metazoa; Arthropoda; Insecta; Hymenoptera; Formicidae. The transcript has a single exon. Gene Ontology annotation, cellular component: SCF ubiquitin ligase complex. Bases 1 to 1557 code for a protein of 518 amino acids. Gene Ontology annotation, molecular function: protein binding.
AUGGAGGAGAGUCAGCUGCUGAUGACAGAACUUCCGUCGCCGUUGACGCCAAGCGCCGGUCGCGGCGGCACGACGUUACUCCAUCGCCCGGGCCACUACUACCACCUGCACCAGCCGCACCUGACGAUACCGACGUCGCAGAACCAGGCGAUUCUUCAGCACAACUCCGGCGGCACGGCACCGCACUACGGCACCGACGGCAAUGGCGCCUGUGGCGGCGGCGGCGGCACCGCGGGAGGCGGCCCGACUGCCGCCGCCGCCGCCGGUUUGCCGGUCUACACCAUCAACCAGGGCGGCAUCUCGUCGCGGCACCAGCUGCACCCGCAUCAGGUGCAUCAGCGCGGCACCGCGGUCACGCACGGCCAGCCCGCCGCGAGCACCCACGUGUCCUCCCUGUAUCCUGAAAUUCUGGCCCUCAUCUUCAGCUACCUGGACGUGCGCGACAAGGGACGCGCCGCGCAAGUGUGCACCGCGUGGCGCGACGCCGCUUAUUACCGCUCGGUUUGGCGAGGGGUGGAGGCACGGCUGCACCUCAGGAAACAGGCGCCGGCGCUAUUCGCCAGCCUGGUACGACGUGGCGUGAAGAAGGUACAGGUGCUGUCCUUGCGACGCGGCCUCAGCGAUGUACUGAAGGGCGUGCCAAAUCUCGAGUCGCUGAGCUUGUCCGGCUGCUACCACCUCACCGACAUCGGUAUCACGAACGCCUUUUGCCAGGAGUACCCGUCCCUCACCGAGCUCAACCUAUCGCUCUGCAAGCAAGUGACAGACGCCUCCCUCAGCAGGAUAGCGCAGUACUUGAAGAAUCUCGAGCAUCUGGAGCUGGGUGGUUGCUGCAAUAUCACCAACACCGGUUUGCUGCUGAUCGCAUGGGGUCUCAAGAAACUCAAGCGGCUAGACCUGCGAAGUUGCUGGCACGUGUCCGACUUGGGCAUCGCUCACCUGGCCGGUCUGAAUCGCGAAACCGCGGACGGUAAUCUUGCCCUGGAGCAUCUGAGUCUGCAGGACUGCCAGCGUCUGAGCGACGAGGCGCUCAGGCACGUGUCGCUCGGCCUCACCACCCUCAAGUCCAUCAACCUGUCGUUCUGCGUUUGCAUCACCGACUCCGGCGUCAAACACCUGGCCAGGAUGUCGAGUCUGCGCGAGCUGAACCUGCGCUCGUGCGACAACAUCUCCGACAUCGGCAUGGCGUACCUGGCCGAGGGCGGCAGCCGCAUCACGUCGCUCGACGUGUCGUUCUGCGACAAGAUCGGCGAUCAGGCGCUCGUGCACAUCUCGCAAGGUCUGUUCAACCUCAAAUCCCUGUCGCUGUCCGCCUGCCAGAUCAGCGACGAGGGUAUCUGCAAGAUCGCCAAGACCCUGCACGACCUCGAGACCCUCAACAUCGGCCAGUGCAGCCGGCUCACCGACCGGGGUUUGCACACCGUCGCCGAGAGCAUGAAGAACCUCAAGUGCAUCGACCUGUACGGCUGCACGAAAAUCACCACCAGCGGCCUCGAGCGGAUCAUGAAGCUGCCGCAGCUCAGUACGUUAAAUCUUGGCCUGUGGCACGUGCGGUGAUGGCUUUUUCCGUGACUAAGUGGUGCUCUGGACGAACGCUGCCGUCAACGUUGUCGUCAUCGUCAUCGUAACCAAGGCGGCGACGGGGACUCCUCGCAGCGGCCCAAGGAUAACUUCGUCUUCGCGCGCAUGUUCCUGCCGCAGGCGGUAAGUCUGUUGCUGUCGCUCGGCGCACGGAGUCGCCCGAGCGCCCUCGACAUCGGCAUCUACAACGUCGUCGCGUCGGCGAAUAGCGUUUAGCUCGUUUCUCCGCCCGAGACGGGAAUUCCCCUUUUUUCUCGAGGGGGAAGCAACCGCUCGUUCUCGAGGGGCACCGUUUCUCAAGCAAAUGGCAUUACGUCCCUUCGAAGAGCGCUUCCUUUAAGAAAAAAAAAAAAAAAGUAAAAGAAAGCGAUCGUUUCGAGCACACAUACAGCAUUUCCGAUCGUACUUGAUCGUCGCGCGUCGAAGACGAUCGCUAGAUUAAUUAAAUCGACGGGUUCGACGGGUCUCAAAUGCCUCGGUUUAACUCUCGGCUCGCUCGACCCUCGAAAAUUUAGGAAAAAAAAAAGAAACGAAUGUCGCGUCUGGAGUUUUCUCGCUCGUUGCUUCCGCGAUGCUCCGCGAUCAUCAACGCGCAGUUAGUAAUCGAUAUAACAAUUUUAGGUCGAAGAUUGAAAUUAAUGUAAUCUCAACGAGUUCAAUUUGUCGUAUUGAAAGUGCGCGAAAGUAACCCCUUACGCCGAUUGUUACAUUUGCAUUACGUAUUAUAUUGGGAUCGUCUUUGCCACGACAAAUUCGAACUUGACGAUAAACGAUAAAUUUCAAUCUUUAAAAUUAGGUGUUUUCUUUUUAUCGCUAUUUUCUUUCUUGGAACGCGUGUGUUUUAACAGAAGUAUGUCGACAUAACGAUUAAACGUCUGUGCAUUCUGAAAAAAAAAACUGUAAUAUGUUUUUGCUGUAUAUGUUAUUGCAAUAUGUACUUUGAGAGUACAUACUUUUUUUUUAUUAAACAAAUCAAAUUAAAUCGCACGACGUGACAAAUGUUACGCCGUGCGUUCUUCGCGUUUGGAUGUUUGGAUGUAAAACGAUACUCUCGAUAAAAAUUCAUUCAUCUUUCAAUUGUUUUCUGUAGUUAAUGACACGUGCAACAUAGAGUGCACGUGUCAUUGCACGAAACGACGACCUUUUGGCAGGUUCUUUAUUUCUUUCCUUCAAUGAAGGACUGUGUUAAUGACAGGAAUGACAAUGUGUCUUUGAGUCAUGUUUCACAGGAUUUACCUGGGAGGGACUUAUUUCAAGCCCCUUGCUAUAUUCUUACACCAUUUAUCUGAUUUGUCUGUAGAAUAUUAUCUACAAAAAGUAUUGCCUACCUUUAAAUAUAAUUUAUACAAUUUUUAUGCCGAUAAUAUUCGAAUUAUUAUCGUUAAUGCAUGUUGCGAUAUCGUCAUUGACGUCGUUAGUUAAUAUCAAUAUUAGUUGCUGAUUUUAUAUAAUAGAAUCUAUUGAUAGAAUUGAGAUUGAGGCGAUAAUACUCAGUAUCUCUCAUUCCAUUAUUUAUCACACACUGAUAAGCUUCGUUCAGUAAGAGCGGAAAUAUCGUGAAACGUCUGUACGAAAAUUCUUGAAGUCACUAUUAACUAAUGUGUUCUCUUGGAAGUUGCACAUUACUGGAAUUAUUCGUAAAAUUAAUAUGACACUGCACAAACUUAAAGUCGCGAACUUCUCUCAAGGCCUCUGCGAAUAGGCUGGUCGCAAGCCGCGAGAGAUUUUCACGUCCGAUUUCAAGUCUAUUUUAACUUAGAACUUACUCUUCUCUAUUUAUAAUUCAUCCCAAGCCCAAAUUUCAUCUAAUUUUAAUUUUAAGUCCAAUCCCGUGGAAUUAAAUGUCGUAUUAAACGAAAUUAAGACAUCUUUUAUUUUGCAUUAAUUCAUAGUCUCCUUUAAACAGUUCUUUCUCCUCAAUUCUCAAACAUUUUAACUUGAAAGUUAUACGUGUAGUGUAAUGUAUUUCCUUCCGCCUCGGGUUAUAAAUAAAUCAAAUGCCAUUGUUCGAUGCACAUGCAAAAAACAUUUUGUUUGCAAAUCGUAUAUACGAAAUACUAAUAAAAAUUAAUAAGUAGAGAACAAUCAAUGUGUUGCGACCGUUAGAAAUAAAGUUAGGAUUUAGAGCGGCUGAAACACGAUUAAAAGCAUGAUUUAGUUUAUUCGAGGAUGUAAUUUUCGCGACGAAAUAUAUUCGAAAAA